Messenger RNA from Camarhynchus parvulus, 1269 nucleotides. It is a transcript of the gene ZMAT4, whose product is annotated as zinc finger matrin-type 4. The coding region runs from base 148 to 837 and encodes 229 amino acids. Gene Ontology annotation, cellular component: nucleus. The record is from RefSeq and is a predicted model, not a curated record. Lineage: Eukaryota; Metazoa; Chordata; Aves; Passeriformes; Thraupidae. The transcript has 7 exons. Gene Ontology annotation, molecular function: nucleic acid binding; zinc ion binding.
UCGGCGGAGCGGCGGGAGCUGCGGCUGCGGCGGCCCGGAGCGCGGGGCAGCGGCGCCGGCGCCCGGCUGGAGCGGCCCCGCCGCGCCCGAGGCACCGGCCCUGGAGGCGCUGGACAUCAGCCCCGCAGGCAGCGGCCGGACCCGAAGAUGAAAUCCUCUGACAUCGACCAAGAAUUGUUCACUGAAAGUUACUGCAAGGUGUGCAGUGCUCAGCUGAUCUCCGAGUCCCAGCGCGUGGCCCAUUACGAGAGUCGGAAGCAUGCCAGCAAAGUCCGCCUGUACUACAUGCUUCACCCCGUGGAUGGAGGCUGCCCAGCCAAAAAGCUGCGCUCAGAAAAUGGCAGUGAUGGUGACUCAGUGGAUAAGAACAAAUGCUGCACGCUAUGUAACAUGUCCUUUACCUCAGCAGUGGUGGCAGAAUCGCAUUACCAAGGGAAAAUCCAUGCCAAAAGGUUAAAACUGUUGCUAGGGGAACAACCAGCACUGAAGGCCACAGAGGCUGCUCUGGGCCCGCUGAAGCCGGCGCACACGGAGAGCGCCGCGGCCGUGCCGCCGCCGCCGCAGCGCCGGGACUCGGACAGGUACUGCCAGCUCUGCACAGCCUGGUUCAACAACCCCCUGAUGGCACAGCAGCACUACGAGGGCAAAAAGCACAAGAAGAACGCGGCCAGGGCCGACCUUCUGGAGCAGCUGGGGAAGACCCUGGACCUGGGGGAGCUGCGAGGCCUGAAGCGCAGCUACACCUGCAACAUCUGCAACGUCACCCUGAACUCCAUAGAGCAGUACCAUGCACACCUGAAGGGCUCCAAACACCAGACCAACCUGAAGAACCAAUAGUGGCUCGUCAGUGGAGAAGAGGACAAGCACUAAUGCUGCUUCUGUGGAGGGGAGCAGGUCAGCAGGAGAGGAAGCUUUCUUGGACAGUGAUCCUAUGUGGAUUCAAUAAUUAACAUGUAACUAACCUUUGCUUUGGACAAGUACAUGGAUGAUUUUUUUUUUUUAAUUUUGUGGUGAGUUAAAAUAUUUCGAUGGAUUUUUUUACCCUUUCAAGACAAUAUUUAUUCAGCACAGAGUCUAGAGUAUGAUAACUAUCCUGUAAAUACAGCACUUACUCAUCAGUCAUCUUCAGGGACAGUGGAAACAAACUAUUUUACUUUUUCAUAUUUAUUCCUAGAUUUCUCCCAAGAGUAUAAGAUUAUUCCACUACAUUAUCCAUGAUAGUGAUGUAAUCAGUCUUCAAUCAGAAAUAAACACACUUUCUUCACCUUC